This is a messenger RNA of Clupea harengus (Atlantic herring), 1600 nucleotides long. RefSeq names its product enolase 3, (beta, muscle) (gene eno3). Gene Ontology annotation, molecular function: phosphopyruvate hydratase activity; magnesium ion binding. Gene Ontology annotation, biological process: glycolytic process. Gene Ontology annotation, cellular component: phosphopyruvate hydratase complex. NCBI's taxonomy places the organism in Eukaryota, Metazoa, Chordata, Actinopteri, Clupeiformes, Clupeidae. The record is from RefSeq and is a predicted model, not a curated record.
CGCUACUCAACCCCUAUCAGUCUUGCCAUAUACGGAGCUGCCUUACAGAGGGCGUCUAUAAAUUGCGUGGUUGAAUGACGCCUGUGCACUUUGCAGUCCGCCGAACGGUCCGAAACCAGCCCGUCCAGACCACACUCAGUCAGGAUGUCCAUCACUAAGAUUCACGCCCGUGAGAUCCUCGACUCCCGAGGAAACCCCACAGUUGAGGUUGACCUUUUCACCUCAAAAGGUCGCUUCAGAGCAGCUGUGCCCAGUGGAGCCUCCACAGGUAUCCAUGAGGCCCUUGAGCUGAGAGAUGGGGACAAGGCACGCUACCUGGGCAAAGGUACCCAGAAGGCCGUCGAUCAUGUGAACAAGGACAUCGCUGCCAAACUGAUUGAGCAGAAAUUCAGUGUGGUUGAGCAGGAGAAGAUUGACAAGUUCAUGCUGGAGUUGGACGGGACUGAGAACAAAUCCAAGUUUGGCGCUAAUGCUAUCCUGGGCGUGUCUCUGGCCGUGUGCAAGGCCGGAGCUGCAGAGAAGGGCGUGCCUCUGUACCGUCACAUCGCUGACCUCGCUGGAAACAAGGACGUCAUCCUGCCCGUGCCUGCUUUCAACGUGAUCAACGGUGGCUCCCAUGCCGGCAACAAGCUGGCCAUGCAGGAGUUCAUGAUCCUGCCCAUAGGCGCCGCCAACUUCCACGAGGCCAUGCGCAUCGGCGCGGAGGUCUACCACAACCUCAAGAACGUCAUCAAGGCCAAAUACGGCAAGGAUGCCACCAACGUGGGAGACGAGGGUGGCUUCGCCCCCAACAUCCUGGAGAACCUUGAGGCCCUUGAGCUCCUGAAGACUGCCAUUGAGAAGGCCGGCUACCCAGAUAAGAUCAUCAUCGGCAUGGACGUGGCUGCCUCAGAGUUCUACCGCAACGGCAAGUACGACCUGGACUUCAAGAGCCCCGACGACCCCGCCAGACACAUCUCCGGAGAAAAGCUGGGAGACCUGUACAAGAGCUUCAUCAAGGGCUACCCCGUCGUGUCCAUUGAGGAUCCAUUCGACCAGGAUGACUGGGAGAACUGGAGCAAGUUCACCGCCGAAACUGAUAUCCAGGUCGUUGGUGACGACCUGACGGUCACCAACCCCAAGCGCAUCCAGCAGGCCGUGGAGAAGAAGGCCUGCAACUGCCUGCUGCUCAAAGUCAACCAGAUCGGCUCCGUCACAGAGUCCAUCAAGGCAUGUAAGCUGGCUCAGUCUAAUGGUUGGGGAGUUAUGGUCAGCCAUCGCUCUGGAGAGACUGAAGACACCUUCAUCGCUGAUCUGGUAGUCGGUCUCUGCACUGGACAGAUCAAGACUGGCGCCCCCUGCAGGUCUGAGCGCUUGGCCAAAUACAACCAGCUGAUGAGGAUUGAGGAGGAACUGGGAGACAAAGCCAAGUUCGCCGGCAAGGACUUCCGUCACCCCAAGAUGUAAACUCUUACCACAUCAACGCUGGAACACACAAACUCACACACAUCAAGAUUGAUAUGCCUCCUCCGCGUAUGGGGGAGAAAGACGACCAAUGCAGUGUCAUAUUAUUAUCAGAAUUCCACUUUUUGAAAUAAAAAGAAAAAAAAAUUUCAAACAA